Molecule: messenger RNA, 4212 nt
Organism: Dicentrarchus labrax (European seabass)
Lineage: Eukaryota; Metazoa; Chordata; Actinopteri; Moronidae
Product: 3-hydroxy-3-methylglutaryl-coenzyme A reductase
Exons: 20
Coding region: 164-2803 (879 amino acids)
Biological process (GO): sterol biosynthetic process; coenzyme A metabolic process; isoprenoid biosynthetic process
Cellular component (GO): peroxisomal membrane; endoplasmic reticulum membrane
Molecular function (GO): NADP binding; protein binding; hydroxymethylglutaryl-CoA reductase (NADPH) activity
Source: RefSeq, a predicted model, not a curated record
CGUCGGGAUUUCCGCAUCGCCAUAUUGGUGUCGUUGCGUCAGGAUGAAGUAGCUAGCUGAGCGACUCGUGGAAAGGGACAUUAUCAUUAUGGAGAGGACCGUCUGACCACGGCGAGGCUUACAUUUGGAAUUACAGGUGAGGCUGUGAAGGCAUCCUGAGACCAUGUUGGCUCAUCUGUUCAGGCUCCAUGGCCUGCUGGUGGCCUCCCACCCGUGGGAGGUGAUAGUGGGCACCCUCGUCCUCACCGUCUGCCUGAUGUCCAUGAACAGCCUGGCCGCCAGCAACCAGAUGUGCAGCUGGAACGAGUGCCCCAAAGUGGAGGAGAAAAUCCACAGCAGCGACAUAAUCAUCCUUACAAUCACACGCUGCAUGGCCAUCGUUUACAUCUAUUUCCAGUUCAAGAAUCUACGACAACUGGGAUCCAAAUAUAUACUGGGUAUUGCCGGGUUGUUCACAGUGUUUUCCAGCUUUGUUUUCAGUACGGUGGUCAUACACUUCUUUGGGAAAGAGCUGACAGGCCUUAAUGAAGCCCUGCCGUUCUUUCUCCUGCUCAUUGACCUGUCCAAAGCCUGUGCACUGGCCAAAUUUGCCCUCAGCUCAAACUCUCAGGAGGAGGUGAGGGAGAACAUCUCCCAGGGCAUGGCCAUCUUGGGCCCCACCUUCACCCUGGAUGCUCUGGUUGAGUGUCUGGUCAUUGGGAUUGGCACCAUGUCGGGUGUGCCUCAGUUAGAGAUCAUGUGUUGUUUCGGCUGUAUGUCUGUCCUGGCCAAUUACUUUGUCUUCAUGACCUUCUUCCCUGCGUGUGUCUCCCUUGUCCUGGAGCUGUCCAGGGAAAACCGCGAGGGCCGUCCAAUCUGGCAACUGAGCCACUUUGCCCGUGUGCUGGCCGAAGAAGAGGACAACAAGCCCAACCCUGUGACCCAGAGGGUUAAAAUCAUCAUGUCUCUGGGUCUGGCCUUGGUUCAUGCUCACACUCGACUAGCGGCUGAAAAUCCCGGUCAGAAUCGCACAGUGGACGGGCCCAUAGCUAAGAGACUGGAAGCUGGUGGUACCAUGUUGCCUCUGAAGCUCAGCAGUAUGGACCUGGAACAGGUGAUAACUCUCGGUCUUGCCCUGCUCCUGGCUGUGAAGUACGUCUUCUUUGAGCAAACGGAGACAGAGUCUUCCCUGUCCCUCAAGAGUCCCAUUAUAAGCUCUCCUCAGACUCAGAGGCCCAGGGGGACAGGGGAAUGCUGCUGGAAGGAAUUAUCGGCCCCAAAACCCCAGAAGAUCAUGAACGGUACCAUAGCAACCAACUACACCUCCUCAGCUGCCUCAGACUUGAAACCUUCCCCUGAGGCCGACACAGCGUUCAGAGAGAAGGCGGAGCCUCCAGGAGCCUCAGUGGACAACGGCCCCAGUGUUUCAUGUUUUGGGGAGUCCUUCGCUCUCACACCUUGUGUUCCUCAAAGUCCAGAGGCCCGGACGCUGGAGGAAUGUAUGGCCAUCCUCUCAGAUCCCCAGAGAGGUGCCAGUUUUCUUAGCGAUAAAGAGGUGAUGAACUUGGUAACGUCACGCAACAUCCUGAACUAUAAACUGGAAACUGUCCUUGAGACUCCAGAGAGAGGCGUGGCCAUCAGGAGGGAAAUGCUAUCACCCAAACUGCCUGUUCACUCUGCCUUGGCUUGUCUGCCUUACAAGGACUACGACUAUUCGAAGGUGAUGGGAACUUGCUGUGAGAAUGUCAUUGGCUACAUGCCGGUGCCAGUAGGAGUGGCUGGUCCCCUUCUGUUGGAUGAGAAACAGUUUUACGUUCCCAUGGCGACCACAGAGGGUUGCCUGGUAGCGAGCACAAACAGAGGAUGCAGGGCACUCUCUCUGAGUGGGGGUUGCCGCAGCAGGAUCCUAGCUGACGGUAUGACCAGGGGUCCUGUGGUGAGGCUGCCCUCAGCGUGCCGGGCUGCAGAGGUCAAAGUCUGGCUGGAGACCGUGGACGGAUUCAACGCGAUCAAAGAGGUUUUCGACCGGACCAGCAGGUUUGCUCGUCUGGAGAAGCUGUUUGUGGGUUUAGCCGGGAGGAACUUGUACAUUCGCUUCCAGUCUCAGACGGGAGACGCCAUGGGCAUGAACAUGCUCUCCAAGGGCACCGAGCAGGCUCUGCACAGACUCCAGCAGCAGUAUUCAGAUGUACAGGUGCUUGCGGUCAGUGGGAACUACUGCACUGACAAGAAGUCUUCUGCCGUGAACUGGAUCAUGGGCCGGGGAAAGGCUGCUGUGUGUGAGGCCACCAUCCCUGCCAGUGUGGUCAGGGAGUUGUUAAAAAGCAACACAGCUGCGCUGGUGGAGCUGAACAUCAACAAGAACUUGGUGGGCUCGGCCAUGGCUGGCAGCAUCGGGGGCUUCAAUGCUCACGCUGCCAACAUCGUAGCAGCCAUCUACAUCGCCUGUGGACAGGACCCGGCUCAGACUGUGGGGAGCUCCAACUGUAUCACCCAGAUGGAGCCUGCUGGUCCAGAAGGGGAGGACCUGUACAUCAGCUGCACUAUGCCCUCUUUAGAGCUGGGCACUGUGGGAGGGGGCACCAACCUGCCACCACAGCAGGCCUGUUUGCAGAUGCUUGGUGUCCAAGGUACCAGUUCCAACCAGCCAGGCGAGAACGCGCGUCAGCUGGCCCGCGUGGUCUGCGGCACCGUGCUUGCAGGGGAGCUCUCCCUGAUGGCUGCUCUGGCUGCUGGACACCUCGUCAAGAGCCACAUGACCCACAACAGAUCUAAAGCAAACCUGCCCGAAACACCUUCGUCGAAGUCAGAGACCGCCGCGUGACAAACUGUUGAGUCACUGACUGAGCACUUCAACCAACAGAAGAAACCUUCACUGUGAGAACGGAGAAGACUGAAUGGUCUCCUGAUGACGUGGUUUCUGUGGGUCGAGGACACCCAGACCUUUAAGACUAAUGGGAUAAUAACCCGACCCAACAUGCUGAAGACCACAGGCAACGUGCUUGCUUUGUGUGUCGCCUGACUGAUUGCAUAAAGACUCUUUCGGUUGAGAUGUUACUUAUUUGUGCCAUUUUUCUGCAACUGAACAUUGCAGUAGUGUUUUGGAAAGCGGUUGUUGUUGUUGUUGUUGGCACUGGUCUUUCAGACAACUGUGAAUUAUUGACGGGGUUGGGAUUGGUAAAGUCGACCGCGCUGCAAGUCUUGAAUGAGCAUCCUAUGCCUGUGAAAUGUCGUAAGGCCAAAAAGAAAAUGGCUUUUCCUGUCAUGUAAUGGAGAGACAAAGCUCCAUGUUAAUACUUGAUGCAUGAAAUGAGGUUUUCAGACAGCUGGAACAUCUGUUUUUCUCUGAGAAAUUGAUCUUUGCACUUGCCAAAAGCUUGCUUGGGACAGCGCUGCUACAGCUGUAGGCGACAUAUGCUCAAGUUUCAAAUGCCAACUUUCUGCCUGAAUGUGAGCUGUACUAAAUCAGUGUUUUAGGGUAUCACUUGCACAACCCUUCCUGAAUUAAGGUACUGCUGUAUACUGUGUAUGCAGUAGAAUGACUGUGGCUGCUGGUUCGAGGAAAGAAAAAGAACCUGCCAGCAGAGCUGCUUGUCACAAAGUGACUUCUUUGGACUCCGAACCAACUAGACAAAUUGUUACAGGCGGGUUGCUUCUUUGUGUUGAGGUGAAUAGGAAGAGUGGAAAAUCAAAGCCAUAUUAAAGGUGGGGUAAGCGAUUUUAAUCCCAUACACGAGUAUCUCCUCACAGUCUGUAAAUGUAAAACCAAACAACACUAACUUGUUAUUCCAGCUUGGCUUGGUGUUUCAGCUAACUACCUUAAACUACCGGUCCACGGCCGUUGGGCUUACUUUUUUUUCCUACCAGUUUGCCAAGAUACGCCGCUGCUGUGAUGUAGCAGCAACUUUAGCGACAGGGUGCUAACAUCAGGCCGUGUACUACAUCAUGCUAUUGGAUUUCUCCGGAAUCGCUCACCCGAUCUUUUAAGUACUUUAAUAAGCUGUAAUGGUACACUGUUAUGUUUGAAAAGAUCAGAGGAUUUAUUUGCAUGGUGGAGGUUUACUGACAACAGAUCCUUCCGUUAGGAAAAGCAGUGACGCUCAGAUGUGGCCUUACAUCCAGUAUGUCUUGGAGAAGAUGAGCCUUAGCAUGUUCUAGCUAGAAUAAUCAAUUUUAAGCUAUUAAUCAAGUUUUAUUUAAAAAAAAAAAAAUAAACCCUAUGUUCCCUCAUAA